GCCCCCGCGGGCCUGCGCCUGCGUGCAGGUCGGGGCGGCGGGUCGCGCUGAUGCUGUACCUGGGGACCUCCCGUCCCUGCUCCGGGCGGGAGAGUUAGAUAGCCACUCAAGAAAACAUCAUGAAAGAUACUGAUAUCAAGAGACUACUGUAUACUCAUCUUUUAUGCAUAUUUUCAAUUAUCCUAAGCAUCUUCAUUCCAUCAUUCUUCUUGGAGAACUUCUCAAUAUUGGAAACACACUUGACUUGGUUGGGCUUCUGUUCAGUUUUUGUAACUGCCGUGAAUCUAGUAUUAUACUUAGUUGUGAAACCAAAUGUGUCCUCUAAAAGAAGUUCAUUGUCACACAAGAUAACCAGACUCUUGAAGUGCUGUGUCUACUUUCUUAUAUCUUGUUGCUUCUUUCAUAUUAUUUUUGUUCUAUAUGGAGCACCACUAAUAGAGUUGGUGUUGGAAACAUUUUUAUUUGCAGUUACAUUGUCUACGUUUACCACUAUUCCUUGUCUGUGUUUGUUAGGCCCAAACAUCAAAGCAUGGCUAAGAGUUUUCAGCAGAAAUGGAGUGACCUCCAUUUGGGAGAACAGUCUCCAGAUCACUACAGUUUCUAGUCUCCUGGGCAGCUGGCUGGGUGCGUUUCCUAUUCCACUCGACUGGGAGAAACCAUGGCAGGUGUGGCCCAUUUCCUGUACACUGGGAGCGACCUUUGGCUACGUGGCUGGCCUUGUCAUCGCACCACUCUGGAUAUACUGGAAUAGGAAGCAUCUUACAUACAAGAACAAUUAAUCUGUUGGUCUCAGGCAGGCAGUCCCAUUUACAGCACUGCUGUUUUCUGUUUGUUUGUUUAUGUAGUUACACUAUGAUGUGAUUGUAGCUUUUUAAACUAUGAAACCCUGAGAGAUUGUACCUUCUAGCUGAAAUAAAAUAUUUAUAAUAGAUUGUG
Molecule: messenger RNA, 936 nt
Organism: Sorex fumeus (smoky shrew)
Lineage: Eukaryota; Metazoa; Chordata; Mammalia; Eulipotyphla; Soricidae
Gene: PIGF
Product: phosphatidylinositol glycan anchor biosynthesis class F
Exons: 6
Coding region: 120-779 (219 amino acids)
Biological process (GO): GPI anchor biosynthetic process
Cellular component (GO): endoplasmic reticulum membrane
Source: RefSeq, a predicted model, not a curated record